CAAGAUUAUUGACUGUUGUUGAAUGAAUCGGGUCUGAUAAAGGGAACUUUGUAUCAAGGACUCAUAUAGCAAACUGCCCCAAGUAGCUUGGGAUUGAGGCGUAAAUGUUACAGCUGUAGGUGAGUGGUGUUCUAAAGGGGCUAGCUUUGCAAAGAUUAGAGGCCAUAAGUUGGGAGGCAAGUGAGGAGACUAUAAUUCUUCCGUGUGCCAUGUGUUGUUGACAUUCUUUCCGCUUUUUUGAUGUAUACUUUCCAGUAUCUCAGCUCCAUGACUGAUGUGUGUCUGAGUGGUGUGCUAAAGGGGUUAGUUUUGCAAAGAUUAGAGGGAUGUUUAGUUGGUGACAGGCGAGGAGACGAUAAUUCUUCGAUGUGUCCUGUGUUGUUGACAUUCCCGUUGUUUUGAUCUAUAUUUAUAACUAUCUCAGCUCGAUGUUUGUCUGGUUGAGAAUCCAUUUUGUGUUUGUUAAUACGAGUGUAGUCAUGGCAGCAGAAGGUUCUCAGUUUGAUGCUCGUCAAUUCGAUGCGAAAAUGACAGAGCUGCUUGGUACUGAACAACAGGAAUUCUUCACAUCAUAUGAUGAGGUCCACGAGAGUUUUGACGCCAUGGGUUUGCAAGAAAACCUUUUGAGGGGCAUCUAUGCCUAUGGGUUUGAGAAGCCAUCUGCUAUUCAGCAAAGGGGCAUUGUUCCCUUUUGCAAGGGCCUUGACGUUAUCCAGCAGGCACAAUCUGGAACUGGAAAGACUGCAACUUUCUGCUCUGGGAUCCUCCAGCAGCUUGAUUACAGUUUAGUUGAAUGUCAGGCUCUCGUUCUUGCACCAACUCGUGAGCUAGCGCAACAGAUUGAGAAGGUUAUGCGAGCACUUGGCGACUAUCUGGGUGUCAAGGUUCAUGCUUGUGUUGGGGGUACCAGUGUCCGGGAGGACCAGCGUAUCCUUCAGAGUGGUGUUCAUGUUGUGGUUGGUACUCCAGGCCGUGUUUUUGACAUGUUGCGCAGGCAGUCUCUUCGCCCCGACCACAUCAAGAUGUUUGUAUUGGAUGAAGCUGAUGAAAUGCUCUCUAGAGGUUUCAAGGAUCAGAUUUAUGAUAUCUUCCAGCUUUUGCCACCAAAAAUCCAAGUG
Molecule: messenger RNA, 1118 nt
Organism: Capsicum annuum
Lineage: Eukaryota; Viridiplantae; Streptophyta; Magnoliopsida; Solanales; Solanaceae
Product: eukaryotic initiation factor 4A-13
Exons: 5
Biological process (GO): cytoplasmic translational initiation
Cellular component (GO): cytoplasmic stress granule
Molecular function (GO): translation initiation factor activity; ATP binding; RNA helicase activity
Source: RefSeq, a predicted model, not a curated record